GAAUGGUGGGCUAUGUGAACCCCUUCGAGGGAAACAAAACUUUCCCAUCCAGAGGAAGAAGAACUGAAGUGAGGCUGCUGACUUCCACACACUAACUUCUGCUGGGAUCCGAAGGCGCUCAAAGAGCCUGGGAACGUCAGUCCGCGGGAGGGACGGGAGGACUGCUUAGGAAAACUGCAAUUCCCAGCGUGCCCCGAGGGGGCGGGCCCUGCGGCUGCGCAGACAGCCGCGCAAGUUCACGUGAUUUCAGCAUGGCGGUGUUCGUGGAUUUGGACCUGCGAGCGGGUUCCGACCUCAAGGCGCUGCGUGGGCUCGUGGAGAACGCCGCUUACCUGGGCUAUUCAGUUGUUGCCAUCAAUCAUGUUGUUGAAUUUAAGGAAAAGAAACAGGAAAUUGAAAAACCAGUAGCUGUUUCGGAGCUUUUUACAACUUUGCCAGUUGUACAGGGAAAAUCAAAACCAAUUAAAAUUUUGACUAGACUGACAAUUAUUGUUUCCGAUCCAUCUCACUGCAAUGUUUUGAGAACAACUUCUUCAAGGGUCCGGCUGUAUGAUAUCAUUGCAGUUUUUCCAAAGACAGAAAAACUUUUUCACGUUGCUUGUACCCAUUUAGAUGUGGAUAUAGUCUGCAUAACUGUAACAGAGAAACUACCAUUUUACUUCAAAAGACCCCCUAUUAAUGUGGCAAUUGACCGAGGCGUGGCCUUUGAACUUGUCUAUAGCCCCGCUAUCAAAGACUCCACAAUGAGAAGGUACACAAUUUCCAAUGCCCUCAAUUUGAUGCAGAUCUGCAAAGGAAAGAAUGUAAUUGUAUCUAGUGCUGCAGAAAGGCCUUUAGAAAUAAGAGGCCCAUACGACGUGGCAAACUUAGGGUUGCUGUUCGGGCUGUCUGAAAGCGAUGCCAAGGCCGCAGUGUCUACCAACUGCCGAGCAGUGCUUCUCCAUGGAGAAACUAGAAAAACUGCUUUUGGAAUUAUUUCCACGGUGAAGAAGCCUCGGUCAUCAGAAACAGAUGAUGAGUCUCUUCCAGCCUGCAAGAAAGCCAAGUGUGAGGACUGAGAAGAGUCCCCCAGUCUCUGUCAACACUCCUGUCUUCCCUUUGAUGGUCCAUCAGCCACAACAGAAACGAAACCUUCGUAUGAUGCACUGUUUUCACUUAGAGCUAGACAUCAGUAGUCUGUAAAAACAGUCUUAUAUUCAAGCCAUUGAAAUAACAAAAUUUAGUGAAGCACUGAGGGAAAAAAGAAAAAGACCAUCCCCUUUAAAUGUAUUUUAGGAGAAAAACAAAGACUAGUUUAUCUUUUGUGUUAAGUGAUAAAUGGCAGGUAUAAUGAAUAAGAUGUUUCAGUAUUUCAUGAGACUCUUUAAAAAUGUUUCUUGUUCAUUUAAAAAUUCAUGGUUUUCAGCUUGAUAAACAUGGCUUAUUUUAAUUUUACUGUCCAAGUGGUUAUUUUGAGUACUAUUAAAACUUGUAUUAAGGGGUUGGCUUUUACUUGAUUUAUUCUUGUUUUAAGCCACUCUUUAAUAGUAUUCGUCCAGGCAAAAUUCCUUCUAAAAGGAAUCACUAUAAAACCUGUGGAAGGAAAGAGAAGGUGCACAUAAAAUCACACUUGGCCUUUUCCUUUGCUUCUUCUUACCUCCGUGAUGCCCUUGAAAUAGGAUUCCUCUGAGCUGGAGGCCCCUGAAAACCUUGUGUUCAUUUUUCUAAUCAUCGUAUUAAACAUCUCAAAGCACUGGACUCAACCAAAUUUGGAAAUAAUUUUUUUUUUUUUCCCCCUAAGGUAAGGUCAAAGUUGGAGAAGUUUUUGUUUUGUUUUUUGUUUUUGUCUUUUUGCCAUUUCUUGGGCCGCUCCCGCGGCAUAUGGAGGUUCCCAGGGUAGGGGUCUUUUCGGAGCUGUAGCUGCCAGCCCACGCCAGAGCCACAGCAACGCGGGAUCCGAGCCGCAUCUGCGACCUACACCACAGCUCACGGCAACACCGGAUCGUUAACCCACUGAGCAAAGGCAGGGAUCGAACCCGCAACCUCAUGGUUCCCAGUCGGAUUCGUUAACCACUGCGCCACAACGGGAACUCCGGAAAUAAUUUUUUUUAACAGCAAGAUCAUCAUAUUAAAUAGAAUCGUAUGUAAAUUUGCUUUUUUUUGCAACUAUCUGCAUUUAUUCUAUAUUUAUAUUAAGAAAAUUGUUUAAAUGGGGAAAAAGAAUACUGCUGUUCUGAAAGUCAGAGAAAAGAUAGUUUAAAAAGAGAAAGCUUUCCACCAAACUCAGUGAUGAAUUUAGAUGCUUAAAUAAAAUAUCAGUUAAGAGAAUUCAUUUAAUGGGAGUUCCUACUCUGGUGCAGUGGGUUAAUGAUCCAGCUUGUCUCCGUGGCACUGUUGGUUCAAUCCUUGGCCCAGCGCAGUGGGUUAAGGAUUCCAUGUUGCCGCAGCUGAGGCAUAGGUUGCUAACACAGUUCAACUUCAUUCACUGUCUUGGGAACUUCCACAUGCCGGGAGAGUGCAGCCAAAAAGGAGAAAUAAAAUAAAUAAAACAGUACACCAUAACUAGAUGAGAUUUAUUCUAGGAAUGUAAGGGUAUUUCAGUUCCUUUUAAUGUACUGUACUUCAUCAUAUUAAUAGGUCGUAUGAGAAAAAUCAGAAUCGUCUUAAUAGAUGCCAGUAAGAUAUUUUAUAAAAUUUUAAAUGUACUCCUGAUUUAAAAAAUAAACAACAGUAAAAUCCCUUGACAAAAUACAAGGGGGAGAAUAUUUUACACAUACGUGUAUAUGUGUGUUUGUAUUUAUAUAUUGUAUAUGUUCGGUAUGAUGGUUCUAAAAAUAAAGCAUUUUUUACUUGCGCUUAAGCAGUUUGAUGGAUUAAGGUACUCGCCUCCCUCUGUAAAACUGAUGGCUACCACUGCUGAACCCCUACACCCAGAGCCUGCCACUUCCUGGAGUGCCAGCUUGCCUCUGCCCUCACCCCACAUGGAUUCGCAAGUUAGAGACUGGAACUCAGGAAAGAAUGUAGAUCUCCAGUCAUUGAAGCCAUACUCCUAAGAAUAGGCUCUGGCCUUUCUUUAAAGAUCAGCACCUCUUGUGGGGAAGGGGACUUGAGGAAGACAAAAGGGGACUUGAGGAAGAUAUAAAGCAAAAACUUGGCCACGUAAUAACAAAUUCAAGUUUUGCUAUGGGAGACAUCUCUGCUAGGAAGAAAUGGAAGGACCCUGAGCCAUAAGGAUCUGAUCGGUUAGAGCCAGGACCCAAGAGGACACCAAGGUAGGGAGUAUGAAGCUCCCAGCACUCCUGGGAGCUGGACUGUAAGGUUUGUUUGGAGACUAGAUAGAAAAGGUUCAGAAUAUUUCGAGCCAUCCUCUCAAGUCCAUGACCAGCUAACUGGAAGACCCUCUGGUUAUAGAUUGUGCCUAUAUACCAUCUCAGAGGGUCAGAGGCAUAGCUAAGAGGUUAUGAAUAUUCCAGUGCCAAUGUUUCACAUUGGCUUUCAUUGGCCUUCAUACAUUUCCUCAAGUGGUAAACUUUUCCCCUAACCUUGCCUUUUUCUGUAUUCCCUCUGCUGCCUAGAACACUGCUUGAAUAUCCACUUUAAUCUUCUUCACACUCCCCUGAAAGUUCCCCACCUCAAAGAAGACUUUGUAGAAAUCACUUCCGCAUCAAAUUAUGGGCCUCUACAACUUAGACUCUCAGCACUUUUUUUUUUUUUUGCCUGCACCAGCAACAUAUGGAAGUUUUUUAGGCCAGGGGUCAAAACCAAGCCACAGCUGCAACCUGUACCGCAGCUGCAGCAAUGCUGGAUCCUAAACCCACUGCACCACAGAGGGAACUCCAGGACUUUGUACUCUUUACUUCAUUGUCCUUGACAGAGAUUGUUACCACAUAUUUAUUUCUGUGAUUAUUUCUUUAAUAUUCAUCUAUUCCAAGAAGGCAGGGCAGGGACAGCCUGGUUUUCUCAUCACAGGUCUUAGCACCUAUCCCAGCACAUGGCAACAAAAUAGCUCCCCUUGGAGGUCAGCAGUCACUGGCAAAGUCUGUUUUCUUAUGGGUGGCCUGUGACACUACCAGCUGGUGUCCACAGUUGUUUAUCCUCAGAUUAGUUAAACCCUGAUGGGAAUGUUUUAAGGAACACCUUAACACGCAGUAAUCAUUUUCCCCACCAGGGGUCUCUUUCUUCCCAUCACUGGGGCCCAUACUCCUUUGCAGGGUUUUCACAGCCUUGCUGCUCACUGUUAUCUGUGGUAUUCCACCAACCCUGCAUUGCCUGGGGGCUUGUCAGAAAUGCAGGAUCUCAGGCCCCACCUGCACUGGAGGAAUCAGAAUCUGCAUUUUAACAAGAUCCUCAGGUGGCUGUGUACAUGUUAAAUACUGAGCAGGGCUCUUCUACAGGACAUUCCUAAUGACAAACUAGGAAAAGCCCAUCUAAAUGGGCUUUUUGCCUGUUUCUUUCCCACUAAAAGAAGUAAAGAGGUUUAUAAUUUGCUUUUAUUAUGAAUAUAAAAUAUCCAUACAACAUAAUAUACAUUUACACAUUUACAGUUCACAGUCACUUUUCUUUUUUGCACACAUUCGGUUCGGCACGGCCCAAAUGGCCUGCCCCUUCCACUGCGCUCCGCUUACACUCUUGACGUUCUCCACACCUUGGUAUGCGCUGCGUGUGACUUGGUAAGAAAUACCAGGCCCAGGCAUCAAAUGGUUUGCUUGUCCUUCUCACAGAGUCACUUUCAUCCCAUUUCCUUUUCUGUCACUGCAGGCCUUCCAUGACCUCAAACUCCAGCAUUAAAAAUUCAGGAGAAAAGAGGGCAACAAUCAUCCCCUCUGUCUUUCAAAAACACCGUGCAACAUCUUAGAUAAGCAAGGUGACACAGAAGUAGGCAGUGACGCACUGCUGGUCAACAGGGUUUUAAGAGCUACCUACGGGAAGGCUCUGACAUGUUACAUACAAAGCUUGUUCACUAGAGGGACGGUCAUGAAGGAGCUGGGUAUGGGCAGUAUCACAGUAAAUAAAUAAAUAAACAGGAGUAAAUACAAAUACAUAGAGUGAGUUUCACUAAGGGAGAUACCUAUGUUCCUGUGCUUUCUCAAAAUAUCAUUAGGUGCAGCUUUACAACAGGUUGAUAAACAGAAGCUGGAUUUCAGGAGGGUUUGCUCUUUGGGGCGGCAACUUCAAAAUGCUGGUGAAGAGCAGCCUGUGGAAGAGUCUGUCUUUUUUCUCAGAAAGUUGCUAUGCGAGAGGCUUUGUAGGAGUUCUCUUUGAGGCUGUCAAAUAUUGCUUUGGUUCCAUUUUGCCAGUUCAGCACCAGAUCCAUCGGGGUCUUCCCAGCCUGAUCAGAAUAGAGGAGGAAAUUUGACUUCCAGACGGGGAAUGUCUAUAAAUUCAUCUCUUGAAUGUGUGUGUGAGUGUGUGUGUGUGUGUAUUUAAUGAGGUAAUGGAUAGGUGUAUGUUAUUGAAGUGUUUUAAUGCUUCCCACUCUGAAUGGUUUUUAGUUUACAUUCAAACCAGUCCUCACUGUUUCUCACGGGAAUGCUUUUGGCAUUUCAGAUUAGCAAUUUUUUUUUUUUUUCCUGUGAGACUAUGUCACAUAUUGGUAACAAUCCCUAGUCCCUAGACACUAAAUGGCAAGAGUAAGCCAAGUCAUUCUGAAAUUCGAAAACUGCCUCAUGCAUCUCCAGGAUCCUGCAGAAUGGGCAUGGGGAGGGUAUGGCCUCCUUCCUUGGUCAGGAACCAGUUCCUGACACUUUGGAAAAUGAAUUCCUCAUUGAUAAAAACUGGUGCUAAAUGAGCUGCUUCAGUUCUCAGGUACCACUCCAGGGGUAGAGUUUUAACAGCUUGCUCAGAAGUUACCUUUAGCUUGCCCAGGAAAUUUCUUUUUCCUGGAGAUGAUACUAAUGAUGUAUGACUAAAUAAAUUUUGAGACCCCCAAUUUUUUUUACUUUAUGCAUAUGUCAGGAUAUUUACAAAAAUUAAAACUAUGUCACCUCUCAAUUUUUAUCUUUGAAUAUGGGAAGUCUUAAAAUUUCCCAUCUCUAUUAAUUCAGAAGUCUCUCUUUAUCCCAGAGAUUUCAGACUGGCAGCUUUAAGAUGCACAUCAGCCUCAAUACCUGGUUUAGAUUUUUUUUUUUAAUGUUGGGAUUAAUUGGCAACAGUUGGAGAUUAAGAGAUUUCCCAACUGAAUUUGUGAUCUCUGUGAAAAAAGCAGAAGAUUUGGAAACCAACCCAUGGUUCCACAGAGAACCAUGGGCUGGGUUGGGAAAGGGCCACCACCUUUAAGUUAUGUGCUCAGACCCCACAGCCACCAUUUCAGUCAGUUACGCAUCUGCCUGGCCCCUGUGUGGAUCUGAGUUAGUGGCCCUGCAUCCUUCAUUUUGGACCUUCUCACCUCGUAGCAUCUUCCUUCAGGAACACUCACCAGCAGACAUGAACACAGAGUUUUAGGCAAUGAUAGGAUAAUGUCUUGUUCCCAGUUCCCUCCAAGAUGGUGUCCAAUAGCUUAGUGGUCUUUUGGGGGAACAUCCAUCCAUUGGGUCAAUGACAUUAAUAGUACCAGAGCCUUUAUGCUAAGGUCUUCCUGAUAAUUCAGAGCCAUGAGCCCUGCUUGUAUAUUUCAGGCUAUUCUUCCAUGAAUUCCUUGAACUCCUCUGUAUUGCAAUUUAUCUCUUGGCUCCCUGACUGCUUACACAGUCUCCCCAAAUCUAUACACUGUUUAUCUCUAUGGGUAGUGUCUCACUGUCUGGGG
This is a messenger RNA of Sus scrofa (pig), 6721 nucleotides long. It is a transcript of the gene RPP30, whose product is annotated as ribonuclease P/MRP subunit p30. Gene Ontology annotation, molecular function: RNA binding. Gene Ontology annotation, cellular component: nucleolar ribonuclease P complex. Gene Ontology annotation, biological process: tRNA processing. The record is from RefSeq and is a predicted model, not a curated record. NCBI's taxonomy places the organism in Eukaryota, Metazoa, Chordata, Mammalia, Artiodactyla, Suidae.